CACUUUACAAAAAAAAAAAAUAAUGGCUUACGAAGGCAGAGAAGAUAAUAGAGGCUAUAGACCUCGUCAAGAAGGUGGCGGUGGACCCAAUCGCUACAGAGGUGGCGGCGGUGGAGGAGGAGGACCCAACCGUUACAACAAUCGAGACAGAAAAUACAACAACAAUGGCGGUGGUGGUAAUGGUGGCGGUUAUAAUCAACGUCGUCCUUAUGAUCGUUCCUCCAAUUCCGAACCUAAAGAGGACGAACAAGAAGAUAUUGAAGUUCGUCUCAAGAGUUUAAUCAUCAAGAUUGGUGACAAAAUCUCGUCCGACUUGCAAAUUAAUUUAGCCAAAAUGAAGAAUAUUUUAGAUAAUGAUUAUUCCAAGUACCCUCAAACCGUUCAAGAUACAUUAAAAGCUUGUGUCACUGAACUUCCUGCAAAAGCACCUGUUUAUGGUACCUUAUUAGGUUUAUUAAACGCCUCCAGUCAUGAUAUUGUAGCAAAGUUGAUGGUUGGAUUCAAUCAGAGCUUGGAAAGGACGAUUAACGAAUCCAAAUGGUUUGAAUUGAAACAAUUUCUCAGAUUCUAUGGUGAACUUGUCAAUGCCAAUGUUAUUUUACCUUCUGUUUAUUGUGGUCUCUUGAAUGAUUUACUUGCUGCCUUGGAUCAACCUAACCAACUUCGUCAACGUUUGGAUUGUAUUGUUUAUAUUAUCUUGGCUACACUUCCUUGGUGCGGCAAAGAAUUAAGUCAACGUAAUCAUGAAGAACUUGAUCAUAUUUUAAAGAAAAUCGAGAUUUAUAUGCAACGCAGAGGAAAUGUACCUGUCCUCAGUAUCUUGAAGCAAUACAAUGGUAUCAAGUAUGACGCUGCCAGUGAAGAUGUUUUGGCUCAUAUUUGGACCUUGACCGAAGAACUCAAGCGUAAAAACUGGGAUCUCCCACUCAUUCCUAAACCUUACCUUUGGUACGACAAUGAAUUUACUGCAGCUCUUCAACACGACUUACCCAGAUUCGUUGUACCCAACCAUACCGACAAUGUCACCUAUAUUGCACCUAACCCCACCAUGAAGAUUUUGAUUGAUGAAGGAGGAGCUUCCUUGCCUUCGAUUCCCAACCAUAACAGUAUCGAAUACUUUAUCUUGCAAGAAACUAUUUCUGACACCAUGGAAUUAUUUGAAGUCAACCGUAAAGAUUGUGCACGUUAUCUCUUGGGUAUCGCCAACAGUUUCGAACCCAAGUUUUUUAAAUCACCUCCUUCAUCCUCUGAAGAUGCCCCCGAGAUCAAGGAAGAAGAAAACAGUCGAUGGAACUUGUCUGAUUUAUUAGUGGAAGCAGCUUUCUCUCAAAUGCUCCGUCUUCCUACACCUCCUGUACGUCAAGUAUUUUACUCUUGUGUGUUCAUUGAGCUCUGUAGAGCAGAUGUUGAUACAUUCCCCAUGGCACUUGGUAGAGGUGUCAAGGCCUUGUUUGAUCGUUUAGCCUACAUGGAUGUUGAAUGUGUGCAUCGUCUCUGGUGCUGGUUCUCGCAUCAUUUAAGUAACUUUGGAUUCCAAUGGGACUGGCAAGCUUGGGACAGUGUCUUAACUUUAGACCCUCUUCAUCCUCAAGUGUGUUUCAUCCGAGAGACUUUGGAAAAGGAAACACGACUUAGUUACUAUGAACGUAUCAAGUCCAUCAUUCCCGUCGAGUUCCAGAAAUUGAUUCCUGCUAUUGCACCUGGUCCUGACUUUGAAUACAAGGAUCCCAACCAUCCCUUGCACGAGAAGGCCAAGAUCAUCAUUGAAAGUCUUCGUACAAAGAAGAGUGUGGAAGAAGUGCGUGCUCUUUUGGCACAGUUCAAGAAGGAACUUGGUGUCGAGAUUAGUGAGCAAGAACAAACUCAAAUCGUUCGACAAAUGUUUGUACAGUGUUUGUUAUUGGUCGGAUCCAAAAGUUUCUCCCAUAUCUUGAAUGUCGUUGAAAGAUAUUUGGAUGUCUUGCGAUUUGUCAAUACCACACCUGAGGGACGUCUUCAUACAGUUCAAAUUGUUGCUUCUUUCUGGAAGAACAAUACUCAAUUUUUGGGUAUUCUGUUGGAUAAAUUAUUAAACUAUCGUGUCAUUGAUCCUACCUCUGUAAUCACAUGGAUUUUCGAGGCUGAUCAAUUGAAGUUUGUUGGAAGAUCAUUUAUCUGGGAAAUUUUAAAGAACACUUUGGCUAAAGUCAACUCUCGUGUUGUGCAAGUCAAGGGUAAACUUGAUAACUUCCAAGCCCAAUAUGAUACCAACAAGAUCAAGCGUGAACAGUCGGAAAUGACAGAAAUGGCAGAAGCAGAAGCACAACAAGAAGCAGAUGCAUUACGCCUUGUAGAAAACUCUUUGGCCUCUGUAUCAAGAGAACAAAAGGAAGUCUUUAUGAUUGUUUACCAAAAGUUUGCUCGUGUUCUUCAAGAGCUCAUUACAUCCAACCCUGAUGUUGAAUCUAGUUGGACUUACAAGUGGGUCUUUGGUUGGUACCGAGAAAUUCUCCGUGUGUAUUAUAAGGAGUGUGGAGGAUUCAUGACUACACUGGAGACUUUGGUAUUUACUCCUGAUUUAGACCCAAGAAUUAAUCGUGUAUUUGCUGAAGUUAGAGCUCUUAAGCACGAAUUUGAGGUUUUGGUGUGAAGAAAAUAAUUAUAAUAAAAAAAAGGGGGGUUCCAAUGUACAUGAAAUAAUAAAAAUGUGUU
Molecule: messenger RNA, 2691 nt
Organism: Mucor mucedo
Lineage: Eukaryota; Fungi; Mucoromycota; Mucoromycetes; Mucorales; Mucoraceae
Product: armadillo-type protein
Exons: 10
Coding region: 23-2629 (868 amino acids)
Biological process (GO): mRNA export from nucleus; nuclear-transcribed mRNA catabolic process, nonsense-mediated decay
Cellular component (GO): nuclear cap binding complex; nucleus
Molecular function (GO): protein binding; RNA cap binding; mRNA binding
Source: RefSeq, a predicted model, not a curated record